Molecule: messenger RNA, 766 nt
Organism: Lampris incognitus (smalleye Pacific opah)
Lineage: Eukaryota; Metazoa; Chordata; Actinopteri; Lampriformes; Lampridae
Gene: rd3
Product: retinal degeneration 3, GUCY2D regulator
Exons: 2
Coding region: 1-672 (223 amino acids)
Source: RefSeq, a predicted model, not a curated record
AUGGCGUCCUGGUUCAGCUGGAAUGAGCCUUACUACCGCAGCCCCCGGCGGGACCCGGCGGACGUGGUGACGGACACCCUGAUGCUGGAGUUCAGCUGGCAGCUGAAGGAGGCCGAGAGGCAGCAGCGAGAGAGGGAGAACGAGUACCGGCGUAUCCAGACCGGAGUGGACUACAGCUGGCUGGUUACCACCCCCCGCACCUCCUAUAGCAUCAGCACCGGGGAGAGGCUGGGCCUGGAGGACCUCUGCUCCAAGGUGCCCCCGUCCUACUGUGGGCUGCUCAUACUGAAGUUCCGCGAGGCGAUGGUUGCCAAUGAACCUGAGGUGCAGGAGGUGUCCGGCCUGUUCCGUACCAUCCUCCUGGAGGCUUUGGACCGCCUGAAGGAGGAGGAGGAGACAGAACGGCUUGCUCGCCAGUGGAACAACAGACGUUCCAUGAGCAUGUCCCUCAUGAACUUCAGGUCCCGCGUCAAGAUUAACCCUUUCGGCAGCACAGUAGGCCUUACCACGGCCGUACCCGACGGGACAGAGAUAAGCGAUCUCAAAACCGUCUCAGAGGACGUAGAGCGAGGGAUGGAGAUGGAGAGGGAGAAGGAGGUAGAGGGGGCCCAGAAGGUGUGGAGCAUGCCCGACAUCAGAUACAAAGGACUCAGGACCAACAGAAUUGUCUAAGCUGGGAACGACCACGUGAGGGCAAUGGUGGUGGCCUAUGCUCCAGUGAGACGGAUUGGUCUGACUGCUGAUCCAUGAGAUCCUGCGCCGUGUC